Aspergillus uvarum CBS 121591 is the source of this 980-nucleotide messenger RNA. RefSeq lists its product as uncharacterized. The record is from RefSeq and is a predicted model, not a curated record. Lineage: Eukaryota; Fungi; Ascomycota; Eurotiomycetes; Eurotiales; Aspergillaceae. The transcript has a single exon. The coding region runs from base 176 to 775 and encodes 199 amino acids.
CCCGGCUCAUUCCACAUGCUUACUGGCAAGCCUAUCCGGCAAAUUAGAGGUUCCCUUCGUACGUAACGGAACACUACGGAAAAGCACAUCUAUCUCUACUUGGUCGUUUUAUUGGAUAGAACAAGUCAUAUAAGCUUGCCCUGAUCCACAACCCGUGCGGGGAAUUGACUACUUAAUGGGAGCCACCUCUUGCUUGUUCCGUUCUGUUCUGUUCCGCCCCGUGCUACGCCGUUCUUUCCUGUCAACGCCAUCACCGACAUUAGCCAGCAUGGACUCCGCUCAGAAAACCACAGACUUCCUAAGAAGACUCGAGCAAGUCCUUCUUACCUUCGGCUCAAGGGAUCCAGCACCUCUAAAUUAUCUUCAAUCUCAACGACUUCAAAAAUGGAAAGCUUUGCUGAGUGGUCCGACUCUUGCAAAGUCAAGAACUCAAAAGCACAUACAGAGACAUGCGAGGCAGUUUGCUUCCAAGAUUUUCAAGAUCGCUGGUCGCGAGACACUUUACCUUUGCAUGACUGAAUAUUCUGUUUCAGGUCUUCCGAAGAUCAAGUAUAGCGGUUUCUAUUCAGCAAUAGAAGAAUGGGGCCAAAGCGUGCGAUUUCCAGAGCUCUUGACAAAGAAAACUUCCGAGUUCUGGGAAACAAUUGAUAUACUACGGGGUGAGGUAUGGGCACCUGAAGGACAGUCUUAUUCAGAAAAUAGUUCCCCUGGAAGGCGUCUCUCCUACGAAGGUAAUUUCCCCCCAGUGAGAAGCAAUUCUGGAAACUUAUGGUGAUGACUAACAUAUUAAGGCCAACAUCAUGAUCCUGAGGGUGACAUGGAGUCUAUCGAGAGCGUCAUUCAAACGAUGCCCAAUCCCGGAAUCCGUGAUGCAACUCAACCACGAGGGACUGCAGAAAAUAACAGCAUGCAACGCUUGAGUAUGUACAACAGAAACGAAUCCCUCUUCGAAACAGGAAAACCACUCGAGGUGGCAUUUG